This is a messenger RNA of Neoarius graeffei (lesser salmon catfish), 1754 nucleotides long. RefSeq names its product adenosine kinase b (gene adkb). Gene Ontology annotation, molecular function: adenosine kinase activity. Gene Ontology annotation, cellular component: nucleus; cytosol. The record is from RefSeq and is a predicted model, not a curated record. Lineage: Eukaryota; Metazoa; Chordata; Actinopteri; Siluriformes; Ariidae. The transcript is spliced from 11 exons. Gene Ontology annotation, biological process: purine ribonucleoside salvage. The coding region runs from base 189 to 1271 and encodes 360 amino acids.
AGUGUAUGAGUGUGUGUAUGUGAGAGUGUGUGUAUGAGUGUGUGUAUGAGAGAGAGAGUGUAUGAGAGUGUGUGUGAGAGAGUGUGUGUAUGAGUGUGUGUAUGUGAGAGAGACAGAGAAUGUAUGAGAGAGAGUGUGUGUGAGAGAGAGAGAGAGAGAGUGUGUAUGUGAGAGAGAGAGAGAGAGAGAUGGCUCAGCAGAAGGAUGCUCGCACUCACACAGAGACAAUGGUUUAUGAAACACUGAGUGAGAACGCUCUGUUUGGGAUGGGUAAUCCCCUACUGGACAUCUGUGCUGUCGUGGACAAAGAUUUUCUGGAUAAGUAUGGCCUGAAGCCCAAUGAUCAGAUCCUGGCAGAGGAGAAGCACAAAGUGCUGUUUGAUGAACUUGUGAAGAAGAGUAAAGUGGAGUACCAUGCAGGCGGCUCGACACAGAACUCUGUUAAAGUUGCACAGUGGAUGAUCCAGAAGCCCCACAAGGUGGGGACGUUUUUCGGCUGUAUAGGGAAGGAUCACUUUGGGGAGAUCCUGAAGCAGAAAGCAGCUGAAGCUCAUGUGGACGCUCAUUAUUACGAGCAGAGCGAACAACCAACGGGAACCUGCGCAGCCUGUAUCACCGGGGACAACAGGUCUCUGGUUGCUAAUCUGGCAGCUGCAAACUGUUACAAUAAGGAGAAACAUCUGGAUCUGGAGAAUAACUGGAACCUGGUGGAGAAAGCAAGAGUGUACUAUAUCGCUGGUUUCUUCCUGACCGUAUCUCCGGACUCGGUGCUGAAGGUGGCCAAACACGCAGGAGACCACAACAAGAUCUUCGGCCUGAACCUCUCAGCUCCCUUCAUCAGUCAGUUCUUCAAAGAGCCGCUGAUGAAUGUCAUGCCCUACGUCGACAUCCUGUUCGGCAAUGAGACGGAAGCCGCUACGUUUGCAAAGGAGCAGGGAUUUGAGACGGAUGAUAUCGAGGAGAUUGCGCGCAGGGUGCAGCUCCUCCCCAAAGAGAACAAGAACAGACAGAGGAUCGUGGUGUUCACUCAGGGGCAGUACGACACCGUCGCCACUGUGGGUGAGAAGGUGACGAGGUUCCCGGUGGUGGAUAUUGAUCAGAAUGAUAUUGUGGACACUAACGGAGCAGGAGACGCGUUUGUAGGAGGGUUCCUCUCUGCGCUGGUUCAGGAGAAAUCUCUGGAGCAGUGUAUCCACGCAGGUCACUACGCCGCUAAUGUCAUCAUCCAGCGCUCGGGAUGCACCUUCCCUGAGAAACCGGACUUUCAUUAAACCUCUCUCUCUCUCUCUCUCUCUCUUAAGCGACAUGACUCGCGUGCCUCUACAUUUGUUUACAGUUGCUUCCAGGGCAUUCUUAAGCGCAAAAAACAAAAUGUGAUAACGGCUUAAACGUGUUUGGUUGAGAACGGUACAGAGUGCACCACGUCCUGAAGCCGCCGCCGUGUAUCAGUGACAGGAAGUGAUGUGUGAGCUCUGAUUUUCCACUCGUACAGUCUUAAAGAGUCAAAGCUGAACUUUUUUUUUUUUUUUUUAAUUAGGUCCAAAUGAGACGGAGCCGCUGUGGUCGUGUAAAUCUCUGGGUUUAUCUUUAUUAACUGGAGUGUUUCAAAGAUUUCAGUUUCACUGUUCGAUCAGCUGUGUUUGUUUCUUGCAGCACACCAAACUCUUAAACGCACAAAUGAUAAAUAUGCAUGAGGUACGUCUUACACUGUCUUACGGUCUCUCACACUCACUCCAAUAAAGAGGUCAUUAUUC